Molecule: messenger RNA, 2571 nt
Organism: Mandrillus leucophaeus (drill)
Lineage: Eukaryota; Metazoa; Chordata; Mammalia; Primates; Cercopithecidae
Gene: PANX1
Product: pannexin 1
Exons: 5
Coding region: 210-1490 (426 amino acids)
Biological process (GO): monoatomic cation transport; positive regulation of interleukin-1 production
Molecular function (GO): channel activity
Source: RefSeq, a predicted model, not a curated record
GGAGGCAGCGAGCGCGAGAGCCCGGCGGGGUCGCUGGGAGCCGGAGGCACCGAGACACAAAGGCAGGCGGGAUGCGGGAGCAUCUGGGGAGCAGGCAAAGGGAAAGCGAAAGCCGCACGCCCGGCCAGUGACAGCGUGAAGGAGCCGCGCAGCUCUCCCGACGCCGGCAGUACCAAGUCCUGCCUGGCCGAGCCUGGCGCGCCGCAGCCAUGGCCAUCGCCCACCUGGCCACGGAGUACGUGUUCUCCGAUUUCUUGCUGAAGGAGCCCACCGAGCCUAAGUUCAAGGGGCUGCGACUGGAGCUGGCCGUGGACAAGAUGGUUACGUGCAUUGCCGUGGGGCUGCCGCUGCUGCUCAUCUCGCUGGCCUUCGCGCAGGAGAUCUCGAUUGGUACACAGAUAAGCUGUUUCUCUCCAAGUUCUUUCUCCUGGCGUCAGGCUGCCUUUGUGGAUUCAUAUUGCUGGGCUGCUGUUCAGCAGAAGAACUCACUGCAGAGCGAUUCUGGAAACCUCCCACUGUGGCUGCAUAAGUUUUUCCCCUACAUCCUGUUGCUCUUUGCGAUCCUCCUGUACCUGCCCCCACUGUUCUGGCGUUUUGCAGCUGCUCCUCAUAUUUGCUCAGACUUGAAGUUUAUCAUGGAAGAACUUGACAAAGUUUACAACCGUGCAAUUAAGGCUGCAAAGAGUGCAUGUGACCUUGACAUGAGAGAUGGAGCCUGCUCAGUUCCAGGUGUUGCCGAGAACUUGGGGCAAAGUUUGUGGGAGAUAUCUGAAAGCCACUUCAAGUACCCAAUUGUGGAGCAGUACUUGAAGACAAAGAAAAAUUCUAAUAAUUUAAUCAUUAAGUACAUUAGCUGCCGUCUGCUGACACUCAUCAUUAUACUUUUAGCGUGUAUCUACCUGGGCUAUUACUUCAGUCUCUCCUCACUCUCAGACGAGUUUGUGUGCAGCAUCAAAUCAGGGAUCCUGAGAAACGACAGCACCGUGCCCGAUCAGUUUCAGUGCAAACUCAUCGCCGUGGGCGUCUUCCAGUUGCUCAGUGUCAUUAACCUUGUGGUUUAUGUCCUGCUGGCUCCCGUGGUUAUCUACACGCUGUUUGUUCCGUUCCGACAGAAGACAGAUGUUCUCAAAGUGUACGAAAUCCUCCCUACUUUUGAUGUUCUGCAUUUCAAAUCUGAAGGGUACAACGAUUUGAGCCUCUACAAUCUCUUCUUGGAGGAAAAUAUAAGUGAAGUCAAGUCAUACAAGUGUCUUAAGGUACUGGAGAAUAUUAAGAGCAGUGGUCAGGGGAUCGACCCAAUGCUACUCCUGACAAACCUUGGCAUGAUCAAGAUGGAUAUUGUUGAUGGCAAAACUCCCACGUCUGCAGAGACGAGAGAGGAGCAGGGGAACCAGACAGCAGAGCUCAAAGAUAUGAACAUAGACAGUGAAAUUAAAGCAAAUAAUGGAAAGAAGAAUGCCCGACAGAGACUUCUGGAUUCUUCUUGCUGAUGAUUUUUUUCCUUGAGCUGAAAAUCUGUGACAUCUGUGACAUAGGAUUUAAUUUGGCUAAAGCACCCCUGUUGUUUCACAGCUGAUUUGCAAUAAAUGGUUCUUGGUGAAGAUAUUGAGCAUGUCUUACUGAGUCCCUAAUGGAAAUGAUGAUCAACAAAAGGUUAUGGAAGAAUGGUUUAUGAUCUUCCCAUAGGAAGCACCUGAGAGAUAAGUAAACUGCAGCAAGUAACUAUAUGUAAGUCCUCAUCAAAUGAAAAGCAGAAAGACAAGAACGAUUAGUCAAGAGCAGUAGCCCUGUCAGAGCCUCGGAGCAGAGACAAGACCCAGAGCUACUGGAAAACAAGCACGUUGGGAGAUUUGUUUUGGUUUCAUGGAAUAAUAACAUGUCGGGAUAUAAUUUAACAUGAGUUUCUUAUGUGCCCUUAAAGACCAUUAGACAAGAAAAGCAUUCACUGGCUAAUGAUCCAUAGAUCGACCUGUGUCCUAAGUUAGGUGUAAGGUUCGAUGCCUUGGCCCACAUUCGAACUCUCUUUACACUGUUAGUUGUCAACCUUGUAAGGUUGAUGGAAGUCCCGUCACCACUACUUGUUGCACUAUGCCUUGAAGGGCAGCAGGCCCAAGCGCUGCUCUGACUGAAAACUGAGUUAACAAGAUGAAAUCUAAAGGAUAUUCACAGUGACUUCAGGAAGAAUGCUUCCAAAAGAGCCCAGGGGGGAAAUCUGACAUCACAGAAGACAUUAAUUCAGUCACUUUUGGAGAGUUUGUCUACAGGAUGUUUCUCUGUUAUCAAAGGCAUUUGAAACAGGAUUUUACUUAAACAGUAAUGGAACAUAGGAGUAUUUAAAGUGAAGACCACUUGGCCUGAAUGUGAUCAGGGCACGUGAGUGACAUUGGCGUGCUUCAUAUGGCGUGCUUGAAGCCAGAAAAACUUAGCAGUUUAUUUUGUUUAUAUUUAAGCACAGCUUUAAAAAAUUCAUUUUCGUUUAUUCAGUGUCCGAAUUGAGGCCAUUUGGGAAGAAAAUUCUAGCACUGGUGGAGAAUUAUAGAAUAAAGAUUACAAAUGGUUGGAUAAGACAAA